ACGAAGCAAGAACUAAGUAACAACACCAUCAUUUCAUCAAAUACAAUUUAUCUUUUGUAUAAUAGCAUUCGUUUGUAUCUAUAUCAUUGAUGCUCAUUGCAACCCCAUCCUUCUCUCUAUAUAUAUAUUAUACAAAUUAAAUCAACCAAACCCCAUAUCUCAAAAUACAUACUUGAGACAUGGCAACACAUGACAUUGUCGAAUCUCUCUCUUCAUCCAACCAGAAGCUGCAACUGAAAGACUUCGUGUGGUCGGCGAAUGAAUGGCCCGAACUGAAGCACGAUGACUUCUGCGACGAAGAAGACAUCCCUGUGAUAAGCCUUAGCAGCGGGGAAGAUGCCGCAAAAAUGGUGGCGGCUUCUAGGAAAUGGGGAUUCUUCAAGUUGGUGGAUCACGGCGUGCCUGAUGAGGUUAUUGAUGAUAUCACAGUUUGGUUGAACAGAUUUUACGAUCUUCCGAUGGAGCAGAAGCUCAAGGGAGCCCGGACUGGAAGCUUGCCUUUGGGCUAUUCGGCAUCCAACGUCGAUUAUGGGGGAAAUUUACCGUGGGCGGAGAUCUUGCAGUUGCUUCAGUCGCCGCAGCAGGUGGUGGAGUUUGCGACUAGGGUGUACGGAGACCACUCGCACCAUCAUUUUAGGUAUGUUUGA
Molecule: messenger RNA, 647 nt
Organism: Salvia splendens (bonfire salvia)
Lineage: Eukaryota; Viridiplantae; Streptophyta; Magnoliopsida; Lamiales; Lamiaceae
Product: naringenin,2-oxoglutarate 3-dioxygenase-like
Exons: 1
Coding region: 180-647 (155 amino acids)
Source: RefSeq, a predicted model, not a curated record